This is a messenger RNA of Pseudozyma hubeiensis SY62, 1488 nucleotides long. Its product is annotated as C6 transcription factor. The transcript is spliced from 2 exons. Gene Ontology annotation, biological process: positive regulation of transcription by RNA polymerase II. Bases 1 to 1488 code for a protein of 495 amino acids. Gene Ontology annotation, molecular function: sequence-specific DNA binding; zinc ion binding; DNA-binding transcription factor activity, RNA polymerase II-specific. Lineage: Eukaryota; Fungi; Basidiomycota; Ustilaginomycetes; Ustilaginales; Ustilaginaceae. The record is from RefSeq and is a predicted model, not a curated record. Gene Ontology annotation, cellular component: nucleus.
AUGUCCCGCCGCGAUGCCGCCGAACCAUAUACAGAGAGACAUAGUUCUAUCGACAUGCAGAGUUCCGCCAGACCCAACCUCGCCGUAGCCCAGUCAAGCCGGUCGCCGGAAGUCUCAGCACAGACGCAAUCGUACGACGAUCUUGCCUUGUGCCGACCUCAGCAGCAAGCAUCUACCGACCAUGUCCACCUUCGGCAAGACUCUCCCCCGUCAACCCCUGGCUUUGGAUCCUCUUCUGCAUCUCGCCUGCCACCUCAGCCCCAAGCCACGCUGAACAUGGACGUCAUUCAAGCGCAGGCCGAGAUGCUCGAGAGACAAGCACGCGUAGAUUUAGAAGAGACGCAAAGACUUGCAGAGCAGCAUUUCGAGGAGAUGCUCGGUAGCAGAGAAGUCCGUGUUUCGCAUGCUUGCGAGCAUUGUAGACAGAGGAAAGCAAAGUGCUCGGGGCAACAGCCUUGUCAACGAUGUGCCAAGCAAGGGAUCUUGUGCACCUAUUCAAAACAAGAGAGGAGAAGUAGACCGUUCAUGCGGCCGUUCGAUAUCCCUUCACAGUCAACCGCAAUUCCGACCGUUCAGAGCCUUCCCAUGGCCUCGCCAGGGUUGGGGCCGAUUCGGGCCACUGGAAGGACGAGAGAUGUGCGGUAUGCUAAUAUGUCCACGCCCUACGGGCUGAGGAGGAACACACUACCGUGCAGCACACCAGCGGCGUACUUAAGGCAGUUGAAGGAAGGCCCAGUUGGAGUGGCGGCAGAAGCAUCGGGCUCACAAGCAAUGCCAUCGGCUGCGGGACGUGACCUGAGAACUGUCGCGUCUUUCCCGCCCUCGCAGCAAGCUAUAACGGAGCAGUUCAGACCAAAUCCAAUCCAGCCUCACUUUGAAUACGAAGCACAUCGCAGGGACUCGGUGGCAACAACAGGCUCGGAGAGCUUCGAUCAGAUCGCCACCUCGCACCAAACAACGCAGUCUGAACUCGUCGAAACACAGCAUCGUCCAUGGACCACGGAGUCUGCAGUGUAUGUUUCUGCUACAGGUGUCGGAGAUACUCUUGGUCUUUUCAGGUUUCAGUCGGCAGCUCGCCAUCAGUCUGGCUGGAACAACUUUUCCCACGCCCCAGCUCUGCCAGCCACCCUCAGCAGUUCCACGCAGGAGCACCCUCAAUUGCCGAUGAUCUCAUCAUCUCUACAAGCACGACAGACCUACGCUUCGUCCUUCCGACCGGUCAUCUUAUAUCCGCACAUUCCCGAAGGAUUGCCGCUGGAAGACGAAAGACAUCGAAGUCACUCCCUCGACGAGGGCGUACCUCGAGAGAUGGAGAAAGCUCUACCUGAGGACGCACGCGAGUCCAGCAUUGGCUCAGUACCUCAUGAUUGUGAGGGAGAAUCCCCGUCAGCUUUUGGAGAGCAGGUAAUUGAUCAUUCGGACCAUGCCGAGCGUACGGAAAGCUUCAGCGUGUAUGCGGAUAAGGCUGAAGAAAGUCACUUGGAUUGA